Messenger RNA from Cladophialophora psammophila CBS 110553, 1305 nucleotides. RefSeq names its product autophagy-like protein 18. The record is from RefSeq and is a predicted model, not a curated record. Gene Ontology annotation, molecular function: phosphatidylinositol-3,5-bisphosphate binding; phosphatidylinositol-3-phosphate binding; protein binding. The transcript has 3 exons. Lineage: Eukaryota; Fungi; Ascomycota; Eurotiomycetes; Chaetothyriales; Herpotrichiellaceae. Bases 1 to 1305 code for a protein of 434 amino acids. Gene Ontology annotation, biological process: nucleophagy; protein lipidation; protein localization to phagophore assembly site. Gene Ontology annotation, cellular component: fungal-type vacuole membrane; phagophore assembly site membrane; cytosol.
AUGGCCAUGAACUUUGUGACCUUCAAUCAGGACUACAGCCAUCUGGCCGUAGGAACCUCGAGGGGCUUCCGCAUCUUCACCACCGAACCAUUUGCAAAAUCCUUUGAAUCCCGAGAUGCCGGCAACGUUGCUAUCCUCGAGAUGCUUUUCUCUACCUCUCUUGUCGCCCUCAUCCUGUCUCCGAGGAGACUUCAGAUCAAAAACACAAAACGAGACCUGAUAAUAUGCGAACUCACGUUCCCAAAUGCCGUCCUCGCCGUGCGCUUGAACAGAAAGAGACUGGUGAUUGUCCUGGAAGAUCAGAUCUACCUCUAUGAUAUCCAGACCAUGAAACUGCUCUACACCAUCGAGACAUCCCCAAAUCCAGCAGCAAUAUGUGCCCUGUCCCCCUCGCAAGACAAUUGCUACCUGGCGUAUCCGUUGCCUCAAAAAGCCGCCACUUCAUCCUUCGCUCCACCUUCGCACGCUCCACCCAACACCACGCAUGUUCCUCCGACGACCGGGGAGGUUCUGCUGUUCGAUGCCGUCAAACUAGAGGCCGUGAACGUUGUGGAAGCUCAUCGGUCUCCGCUAUCGUGCGUGAUUUUUAACAAUGAAGGAACCCUGCUGGCUACGUCUUCGGACAAAGGCACCAUUAUCCGGGUCUUCUCAGUCCCAGAUGCACAUAAACUCUACCAAUUCAGAAGGGGCUCCAUGCCUUCCAGGAUCUACAGUAUGGCCUUCAACAUAACCUCGACCUUGCUCUGCGUGUCCUCGGCCACAGAAACUGUCCACAUUUUCAAACUUGGCCUUCAACACAGUCGGGCCACGGAAGAGGGCGAGGAACCGGCCUCGCCCAGCAAAAUGACCAAUACUCGGAGCCGGAGAUUAAGUCAAGGUAGUGACACCCUUGUAGACCAACCUGUCGACGAGGAGGACGGGGCGGAAUCACCAACCGCAAUGGCAAACCGCAAGCCAAAUGGAACAUUCAUGGGCCUCCUUCGGAGGACGUCACAACAUGUAGGAAUAAACUUGGCCUCCACGGUUGGCGGGUACCUUCCAAAAGGAGUUGCCGAGAUGUGGGAGCCGUCGAGAGAUUUUGCCUGGAUACGACUGCCCAGAUCCAGCCCGGGUACGGCACCGAAUCAAUUGCGCAGCGUAGUGGCUAUGAGCGCAAAUUCACCACAGGUAAUGGUUGUCACAAACGAAGGGAAUUUCUACGUCUUUACCAUUGACUUGGCAAAAGGGGGUGAAGGAACCUUGACGAAGCAGUACUCGGUCCUUGAUAUUAAUGACAAGAUGGGAGCAUCAGGAAUGGACUUCUGA